AUGGAGGAAAUGGAUUUCUGCGAGUACCUGCCCGGUGGGAAGAGCCACGAACGAUGCCAAGGCCGCCUCGCCGAGUUCAGGCGCGGCAUGGCCGAGGCCAUCGGCACCUUCGCCCUCGUCCUCGUCAGCUGCCUGGCCAGUGCCAGUCCCUACAGCACCGACAUCAGCAAGUCGCUGGCGGUGGGCAUGCUGGUGAUGGGCCUCGUGUUCUCCAUCGGCCAGGUCUCCGGCGCCCAUUUCAAUCCCGCGGUGUCGGUGGCCUUCUCCCUCCGCUUCGCCUUCCAGUGGUGGCGACUGCUCUACUACAUCCCCGCCCAGUUCGGCGACGUCGGCGCCUCGCUUCCCGAGGGCAUGACCAGCCAGGCCGCGCUCGGACUCGAGAUCGCCUUCUCCUCCAUCUUCCUCUUCAUCGUGCUCAACGUCGCCGAGCGCGCCAAGGUGGUCGGCCCCAACGGAGCGCUCGCCACCGGCCUUGCCCUGAUCGCCCUGGCCACCGUCGGCGGGCCAUUGGGCGGCACGUCGAUGAAUCCCUUCCGGUCGCUGGCGCCGGCGCUGCUGGCGGGCGGCAAGGCACUGGACGAGGUGUGGCUCUUCAUCGUGGGUCCGCUCGUGGGCGCAGUCAUCGCCGUGCUGCUCACCUUCCUGCUGGGCUCGCGCGUGCACCCGCUGGCCUACCACAAAGCCACCGGGAUUGGUAGGUCGGGUCCCGAGGAUGUGGAAGAACUGUUGGCUGGCGACCAGGAACCGACCGAGCGCUAA
Acanthamoeba castellanii str. Neff is the source of this 759-nucleotide messenger RNA. Its product is annotated as transporter, major intrinsic protein (MIP) superfamily protein. Lineage: Eukaryota; Discosea; Longamoebia; Acanthamoebidae. The record is from RefSeq and is a predicted model, not a curated record. The coding region runs from base 1 to 759 and encodes 252 amino acids. Gene Ontology annotation, biological process: transmembrane transport. Gene Ontology annotation, molecular function: channel activity. Gene Ontology annotation, cellular component: membrane. The transcript is spliced from 5 exons.